Messenger RNA from Rubroshorea leprosula, 1980 nucleotides. Lineage: Eukaryota; Viridiplantae; Streptophyta; Magnoliopsida; Malvales; Dipterocarpaceae. The record is from the annotation of a GenBank genome assembly.
CAUUCCCGGCCAAUCGCUUCUACUUCCGGCGGCGUUCGCUCUCAAUCCAAGAUCUGUAAAACCUAAUACCGAUUCCAGGGUCCUGUGGUGGUUGGGACCUCAGUUCGAGGAUUCUUUAAUCUGCAAGCAGUGACGCCCAGUGGCUGCAUUAUUUUUGUUUCAAUCCUGGUUGUACUAAAGUAUCUUAUUAGUUAUAGAUUUUGCAUGCAAUAAAACAGAAAGAAUGGGAGAUGGCAAUAGCAGCUCCAGUAGAGGAAGCAACACCUUAUCCAGCAGUGAGAAGCCCGAGUGGCUGCAGCAGUACAAUCUGAUUGGCAAAAUUGGUGAAGGUACUUAUGGUCUUGUGUUUCUAGCUAGAAUCAAGUCUGCAACAAAUCGUGGAAAAGCAAUUGCCAUCAAGAAAUUCAAACAGUCCAAAGAUGGUGAUGGUGUCUCCCCCACUGCCAUCCGUGAGAUCAUGUUGCUUCGGGAGAUCUCACAUGAGAAUGUUGUGAAGCUUGUGAAUGUGCACAUUAAUCAUGCAGACAUGUCAUUGUAUCUGGCUUUUGAUUAUGCCGAAUAUGACCUUUAUGAAAUAAUUAGGCAUCACAGAGACAAGGUUAACCAUUCCAUCAAUCAGUACACUGUUAAAUCAUUGCUCUGGCAGCUGCUUAAUGGACUGAACUAUCUCCAUAGCAAUUGGAUUAUACAUCGGGACCUGAAGCCAUCAAAUAUCUUGGUCAUGGGUGAGGGUGAAGAACAAGGAGUUGUUAAAAUUGCUGAUUUUGGACUUGCAAGGAUUUAUCAAGCUCCCCUGAAGCCAUUAUCAGAAAAUGGAGUGGUUGUGACCAUAUGGUAUCGUGCACCUGAGUUGCUUCUUGGUGCAAAGCAUUAUACAAGUGCUGUUGAUAUGUGGGCUGUUGGUUGCAUUUUUGCUGAACUUUUGACUUUGAAGCCCCUAUUUCAGGGGGCGGAAGCCAAAUCCACUCCAAAUCCUUUCCAACUUGAUCAGCUUGACAAGAUAUUCAAGAUCUUAGGCCAUCCCACCCUGGAAAAGUGGCCAACACUAGCAAAUCUUCCACAUUGGCAAUCAGAUCAGCAACACAUUCAAGCACACAAGUAUGACAAUCCUGGACUUCAUAAUGUCGUUCAUCUCUCUCCAAAAAGCGCUGCAUUUGACCUACUGUCAAAGAUGCUUGAAUAUGACCCAAGAAAGCGUAUAACAGCUGCACAGGCUCUAGAGCAUGAGUUUUUUAAGAUUGAUCUUCUGCCUGGUCGCAAUGCACUAGUACCCAACCAACCCGGAGAGAAAAUUGUGAAUUAUCCUACUCGUCCAGUAGACACAAAUACAGAUUUUGAAGGGACAACUAGUAUUCAACCUUCACAAUCAGUAUCAUCUGGGAAUCCAGUUGCAGGGAACAUGGGAGGUGCUCAUGCAGUGAAUAGAUCUGUCCCUCGACCUGUGCCUACAAUGCAGAGAAUGCCACCUCAGCCCAUGGGAAUGGCUUAUAAUUUCCCUUCUCAGGCGGUAGGCGGGAUAAAUCCAGGAGGCAUGCCAAUUCAGCGACCCCUUACUGCACAGCAGCAUCAGCAGUUGAGAAGGAAAGAUCCAGGAAUGGGCAUGCCUGGAUACCCUCAACAAAAACCAAGACGUUUGUGACUCUGAUCAUUUGACAUCUAGUCAAUCAUUUCUUUUAGAUUGACACUGGACUCACUUGAUGUAAUUGAUGAUCCACUUAGCUAUGACAUAUCCAUUGUGGUCUUUGAAGAAGAUGUAUGGUAGGUGCUCUAGGAGCUCUUUCCCGACUUCACUUAGAAAAUUUUCGCAACUCAGGGCUGUUGGAUUGAUCAGUCAGAACUUGGAAGCAUGUUGCAUGUUAAUGAAGGGGAAAUUUUUCCGUCUUUAGCAACUUUUAUUUCAUGACAAGGAAAAGAACAACAAUUUAUAAAUUAUUCAAGUAGAAUAUAUCCAAAUGCAUAUAUUAAAAUUCCUACUUGUAA